Messenger RNA from Thrips palmi, 876 nucleotides. RefSeq names its product fidgetin-like protein 1. The record is from RefSeq and is a predicted model, not a curated record. Gene Ontology annotation, molecular function: ATP binding; ATP hydrolysis activity. The transcript has 8 exons. Bases 1 to 876 code for a protein of 291 amino acids. Lineage: Eukaryota; Metazoa; Arthropoda; Insecta; Thysanoptera; Thripidae.
AUGGCCUCUACUAACGUCUUUUUAGGACGUUUUCUCUUUUGGCACGUUUUUUUGGAAGUAACUGAACAUGUGAAUGUGGCCCGCCUUUUGGAAGGAAAUUUGUUGCAGGCUGUUUGUGGGCGGGCUACCUUCACGUACCUGAGAGUGAAUCACCCUUUAAACCUACCAGGCAGUUCACAGCUGACAAUCCGUAUUCUAUUGGUAAAACCUGAUGUCUUUGGAGCUCCAGCAAUUGAUGGCCCUAGUUCAUCAAGUCCAGGGCCAUUUCGAUUUCCUCACAAUUCAAGUCCGGGUAAACCUUUUGACAAAGAUCUAGCAAUGAGCAAAUUGUUAGAUGAAAUCCCUGACCUGGAUGUGGACAUGGCAAGCAGCAUCCUGGCAGAGGUGUUAGAAAUUAAGGGACCUGUGACAUGGGAUUCAAUUGCAGGCUUAGAUGAUGUGAAACGCACAUUGCAGGACAUAGUGGUGAAUCCACUUAUUCGCCCAGACAUCUUUACCGGGCUGAAAAAGCCCGAAAAGGGUGUUCUACUAUUUGGCCCUCCAGGCACAGGGAAAACGUUGAUUGGAAAAUGCCUUGCGUCUUUGGGAGGCGCAACCUUCUUUGCUAUCAGUGCAGCCUCUGUGACUUCAAAAUGGGUAGGAACUGGUGAGAAGCGAGUGAGGCUUCUAUUUAAGAUUGCAAGAGUGCUUCGCCCGUCCAUAAUCUACAUAGAUGAAGUUGAUUCUAUAUUAUCAUCAAGGGGGGAAAGCAAGGAGAAUGAAUGCUUGUCUAGAUUGAAAACUGAGAUUUUGGCAUCACAGCCUGAGUUCAUUCCUGGCAAAGUGAAGAAUCCCAUAGCUUUGCUUUCCCAAAUUGACUUCGUUUCUUUCUUUUGA